UACAUAUUUAACGUGACUCGAUAUUUUAAUUUACAUCCGAUUGUAGGAAUUCGAACGGUUGCUACAUCAAAGUCGUCAGGGGUUCGAGCUGUCGGCCCACAUCCAGAUGCGGCUGAUACGGAUGUCCGCUUCAUCGGCUGACAAGAACGUGGAGCGAAGUUUCUUCAAAAUCCUGCUCAACCGAAAGGCACAUCUGAUUAGACAGAACCUUCGCAAACGGCACUUUCAGCUGAUCUUCAUCAUUAACAAGAUGGUGAAGUUGAUGCUUGGACUGAUGUACAGCUCGGAGGUGGUCAUCGAUGGGGCCAUGCUACUGUCUACUCUGCACAACGAGAGCGUCGCACUGGCGCUCAAGACAACGCAGGCAAAGUCGCAAGCUGGAGCGCAAAUCUGUAGCAACUCGUUUCCAGCUCUGAUGUCUACACCGAAGAAGAUAGACAUUGGGACCGUUUUGCAGAUUGUAACGAAGCAACGAUCGGAACAGUGUUGUGCAACGCUGAUCAACUGCCUCUUGGUGACGUGUAAAGGAGCCACUACCACUGCUAUCGACAACGAUGAUGAGUCAGACACAUCGAGCAUGGAGAUUCUGCGGACACUGACAGCCAACUUCAAUGACGGCUCUAAGGUUCAACAAGACCAAUUCCAGGAGGAUUUGAACAAUCGACGAAAAAACAGCUUCAAUCUGAUAGCAAGCGGGGAUAUGCAUUUACAACAUCCAACAGCAUCAUCUAAAUCCGCGACUUUAUCUCCCAUCGUAAAGCCGGAGUCUCGGGCACCAGAUGAAACCGAAUACAACGAUCCUGCCAUUAACUUCUUCGAUGAAAUGGCCGCAGAAGCGGUGGCGUACAAUUCCAUCAACUACCUGGUCAAUGAACCGGAGGGAAUCGAUCUUUUGGAGAACCUCAUCGCAGAUGAGGAAAUCUUUAUCGCCAAUAUACUGAUGAAGGUGAUCAAGCUGUGUCCUUCUGCCUUUGACAAACAGCUCAACAAAGCCGAGCUUAUCAAAUGGGUCAAUCGAGGAACGCGCGGUCUCUGGACGCAAGUUGGUGGAACACUGGAGCACGUAGUCCUGUGGUGGAGUAAUUCACCGUUGGCAUGUCGACCACCGGCUUGUGCCAAAUACUUGCGUGACUGGUUGUCUUUGAUAACCCCAGACGAAGCCCCUGAACCAAUCCUUUCGAUGCUGAAAGGAUUGGGUGAAACCCUGACGGUGCAUGUCACCAGCACCAUCUGGGACCGACAGUUUCGACUGGCGAUCGUUGCAUCCAGUCUGCCGGUAGAUUACCCCUUUGAAGAAUCAGAAUUUUACAGUUCUAGUUUAACGAUCGAAGGAACUAACUGCGGAAAGGUCUGGAGUGAGCUUUUGUACCAGCUUGUUCAGCUGUCUAACACCUGCGACAUUGGGACCAUUCCCAAUGAGUUGCCAUUAGUUGAACAAAUUCCUGUUCUUCAUCGGAUGGAUCAUUCGAUCCACUCAAUGAGGAAUUGGGCUGGCAACAGGGCACGAUCCCUCUGCACCGAUUGGAAUAUGACCAUGUUCUUCAAGGUGGUUCACAGCGACAUCAAUCUAUGUCUUGAACAGUUACAGUAUCUACGAGUGCCUGAGCUGGUAUCCCCGAAUGCCUUGGAAGUUCAGGUGCAGGUCUGUGUUGCCUUACGUGAAAAACUGAUCUCAGAAAUCAAAGAGAACAUUCGGAAGCUUAAAAAGGCCUGUUCAGAAUGCACCGACGUUCUAGCUGUGGUCUGUCGGACGACUAGUCUGGCCUCGUUAACGCUAUGUUUCCCACAUUUCCGACACUGGCAAUCGGAAGUCCUACAAGAAACUGCCAAUGAAUACGUAGCAUACUUCUUCAACCAGGUCUACUUGCCAGUGAUAGAAGCCACUAAAGACCUUGACAUUCUUAAACUGACUCUCAAGAUCAUCUGCGAAGCAUGGCUGGACCACAUAUACAUGAAGAAGACCAAAUUCAGCUGUAAUGGUGCAUUGAAUCUACUCAAGGACUUUGACGGUGUUGCCGAUUGGAUAUUGAAGUGUGGUUCACUCGAUAAGAAGCUGAAAGACGUCCUGUCUCAGCACGAAGCUCUACGGAUGUGUGAAGGUGUAGGCAAGCUACUGCUUCGAAAACCAGACGAAACAAUAUCGAUACUUCCUAGUUCCAAGGAAGGCCGCAGAGGUGAAGAGAACGGAGACGAGAAGGCACCACUUCCGCCGGAGAUGUUCGUACCGAAUCAGAAAAGGUGGUUGGAAUUGCGCGCAAGGGAUAAGAAAUCUAUCGGAUUGAACUGUGCCUGCCUAUGUGCCGGAAUGGAUGUCUAUUGAGCUGUGGAAGGGUUGUGAUUAAUUACCAGCUAAUUAUCUAUUAUGAAGAGUUUAUCAUUCUUUUAUCCAUUUCUAGUAGUUAUAGCAGUUUGUUAACAUCUCACUAAUAAAGUCUUCUAUACAUA
Messenger RNA from Armigeres subalbatus, 2445 nucleotides. RefSeq lists its product as uncharacterized. NCBI's taxonomy places the organism in Eukaryota, Metazoa, Arthropoda, Insecta, Diptera, Culicidae. Bases 107 to 2320 code for a protein of 737 amino acids. The record is from RefSeq and is a predicted model, not a curated record. The transcript has 5 exons.